CCCUGUCCCAGCUGCCAGGCCUGCGGGCUGCAGAGGGGGGCUCCCGCCAGGCAGAAACGGCCUUUCCCUGCGCUGCGCCUCCAGGCUGGACCGGCAGUUCUAGGCGGCAUGGAGGGGCUCCGGAGCUCCACCCAUGUCUCCUUGGUGCUGCUGCUGCUGGUACUGCUGUUGCUGGGCCCAGCUAGGCAGGCAGGCGCCCAGCGCUGCCCACAGGCCUGCAUCUGUGACAACUCCAGGUGGCAUGUCGCCUGCCGGCACCAGAACCUCACCGAGGUGCCAGACACCAUCCCUGAGCUGACCCAGCGGCUGGACCUGCAGGACAACUUGCUGAAGGUGAUCCCCGCAGCCGCGUUCCAGGGCCUGCCCCACCUUACACACCUGGACCUGCGUCACUGCCAGGUGGAGCUGGUGGCCGAGGGCGCCUUCCGUGGCCUGGGCCGCCUGCUCCUGCUCAACCUGGCCUCCAACCGCCUGCGCGCACUGCCCCAGGAGGCGCUGGACGGGCUGGGCUCGCUGCGGCGUUUGGAGCUGGAGGGGAACGCGCUGGAGGAGCUGCGGCCGGGGACAUUCGGGGCGCUGGGCGCGCUGGCCACGCUGAACCUGGCCCACAACGCCCUGGUCCACCUGCCCGCCAUGGCUUUCCAGGGCCUGCUGCGCGUCCGCUGGCUGCGGCUGUCGCACAAUGCGCUCAGCGUGCUGGACCCCGAGGCCCUGGCUGGCCUGUCCACCCUGCGCCGGCUCAGCCUGCACCACAACGAACUCCAGGCCCUGCCCGGGCCCGCCUUAUCCCAGGCCCGCGGCCUGGCCCGUCUGGAGCUGGGCUACAACCCGCUCACCUACGCGGGCGAGGAGGACGGGCUGGCGCUACCGGGCCUGCGGGAGCUGCUGCUGGACGGCGGAGCCCUGCAGGCCCUGGGUCCCAGGGCCUUCGCGCACUGCCCGCGCCUGCACACCCUCGACCUCCGCGGGAACCAGCUGGACGCCCUGCCCCCGCUGCAAGGCCCGGGCCAGCUGCGCCGGCUGAGACUGCAGGGGAACCCGCUGUGGUGCGGCUGCCAGGCGCGGCCCCUGCUGGAGUGGCUGGUGCGGGCGCGCGUGCGCUCCGACGGCGAGUGUCGAGGGCCGCGGCGCCUGAGGGGCGAAGCUCUGGACGCCCUGCGGCCCUGGGACCUGCGCUGCCCGGGAGACGCGGCGCAGGAAGAGGAAGAGCGGGAGGAGCGGGAGGAGCGGGAGGAGCGGGCUGGGGCGGGACCCCGCACCCCUCCACGCGCCUUUCCGCGCGGCCCCAGGGAGAGGGAGCAGGCGGUUGUGCCCUGCCCUGGCGCCUGCGUGUGCGCCCCGGAGUCCCGGCAUUGCAGCUGCGAGGGCUGCGGCCUGCAGGCGGUGCCCCGCGGCUUCCCCAACGACACCCAGCUCCUGGACCUGAGGCGGAACCACUUCCCCUCGGUGCCCCGAGAGGCCUUCUCCGGCCUGGGCCACCUGGUGUCACUGCACCUGCAGCAGUGCGGCAUCACGGAGCUGGAGGCGGGCGCCCUGGCGGGGCUGGGCCGCCUGAUCUAUCUGUACCUCUCUGACAACCAGAUCGCAGGCCUCAGCGCUGCUGCCCUCGAAGGGGCCCCCCGCCUUGGCUACCUGUACCUGGAGCGCAACCGCUUCCUGCAGGUGCCAGGGGCUGCCCUGCGUGCCCUGCCCAGUCUCUUCUCCCUGCACCUGCAGGACAACGCUGUGGACCGCCUGGCACCUGGGGACCUGGGGGGAACACGGGCCUUGCGCUGGCUCUACCUGAGUGGGAACCGCAUCACCCAAGUGUCUCCCGGGGCGCUGGGCCCAGCUUGGGAGCUAGAGAAGCUGCACCUGGACAGGAAUCAGCUGCGAGAGGUGCCCACUGGGGCCUUGGAGGGGCUGCCUGGCCUCCUGGAGCUGCAGCUCUCAGGCAACCCACUCAGGGCCUUGCACAACGGGGCCUUCCAGCCUGUGGGCAGGUCGCUGCAGCACCUCUUCCUGAACAGCAGUGGCCUGGAGCAGAUUUCUCCUGGGGCCUUUUCAGGCCUAGGGCCCGGGCUCCAGAGGCUUCACCUGCAGAAGAACCAGCUUCAGACCCUGCCUGCUCUGCCCAGCCUCAGCCAGCUGGAACUCAUCGACCUCAGCGGCAAUCCCUUCCACUGUGACUGCCAGCUGCUCCCGCUGCACAGGUGGCUCACUGGGUUGAACCUGCGGGUGGGGGCCACCUGUGCCACCCCUCCCAGUGCCCGUGGCCAGAGGGUGAAGGCUGCAGCUGCUGUUUUUGAAGCCUGCCCGGGCUGGGCUGCCAGGAAGGCCAAGCGGACACCAGCCUCUGGGCCCAGCGCCAGGAGAACUCCCACCAAAGGAAGACAGCGGGGAGCAGAUAAGAUCACUGUUGACUCAACCAUGUCCCAGCCUGACCUAAGCAGCCUCCCUCAGCCCAGGAUCCCAGGAAUGGGAGCAUAGCACAGGUGCCUCACUGUCUCUGCCCCUUCAAGGGAAAAUGAGAAUAGAGUGGGGCCUGGGAAGGUGGGGAGAGGGCUCUGCCUCCCCUGGACCUGCAUUUUGAAAAUCUGGGGGCCCUGGGGCCAUUAGUGGUGUUUAUAUUCUAGAAGGAAUCUAUAUCCAAGUAAGCUCAUACAUAUUCUUUAGGUACUGGGGUUAGGGCUUCAACCUGUCUUUCUGGGAUGAGCACAAUUUAGUCCAUAAAGUGUUCCUGAUCUCUGGCUGGGAGCUGGGAAGGAACCCCUAAAAACACCCCAAGCUGAGGGUGAGCCAGUUCUGCCUUAGAAGCCAGACCCAGAACUAGUGUUGAUGACAGCAGCGCUAAUCUCAGUUGGCAGUCACAUGGCAUGACUAGGGAAAGGCAGGAGUGCUUUCUCUCUGUGUCAGCCCUGGGGACAUGCAUGUGGAAGCUGAGCUGGGCUCAGGAGUGGAAGCUCCGAGUCUACUUCCAGGUCAGGGCUUCGGUUAAAAGGGGAAGGACACCCCAGGUCCCCACCCCCACACACGGUAUAGUGGCUUUGUAAUCAGGACCUCAGCCCAUUUGACCUAGCCACCCUUUCUGACAUGGAGAUACUCCUUUCACUUUUUUUUUUUUUUUUUGAGAUGGAGUCUCGCUCUGUCGCCCAGGCU
Messenger RNA from Sapajus apella (tufted capuchin), 3138 nucleotides. RefSeq names its product chondroadherin like (gene CHADL). The record is from RefSeq and is a predicted model, not a curated record. NCBI's taxonomy places the organism in Eukaryota, Metazoa, Chordata, Mammalia, Primates, Cebidae. Gene Ontology annotation, cellular component: plasma membrane. The transcript has 6 exons. Gene Ontology annotation, molecular function: protein binding. Bases 109 to 2469 code for a protein of 786 amino acids.